CUUUGCAUGGCAUGCGAGUUGAGGAGUUGCCAACUGAAGAUCUUUGCAAGACUUCGCCACCUGCUGAAAAGGAGGCUUCGCAGGUGCAUGCUCCGAUGAUGCAGACAGAACCAAAAGAGGCAGAGGCAAGUUGGGAAGCUGCUUUCGAGGGUGCACGAGUGGAGGUGCAGCCAGAAGAAGGUGCUGAGACUUGUCCUGGCGUGAAAGAGGUGGAAAGAGAAAAUCCAGCGCGGAUGCAAGCACCAGAAGUUGCAGAGGAUGCUCUGCAGAUGGAACCUUCGGCCUUCGCUGGAACCCAGGUCUUUGAAGCUCUGGAAGAGGCACCUAUGGUGGAGAAGAUGACGAAAGAGAUUGCUGCAGGUGCAGAGGAGCCAGAAACACCAGCCAUGGCAGAGACUGAGGUGGAAGGCAAUGAAGUAGCUGCAGAAGUGGCCGACCCGCCUGCGAAGGAAUUGAAGGCAAUGAGCUACAAGGAGCUGGUGGCGCUGGCAAAGCAGCGAGGUGUGCGCGCCAGCGGCAAGAAGGCGGAAAUCUUGAAGAGGUUGCAGAGAGCCAACGCCAAAGCCAAGGCAAAGCCGGCGAAGCCGGCAAAGGCGAACGCAGGACAGGAAGUGCCAUCGCCAAGGCACUCCGUGAAGGAAGUGGAGGAUACCCUGGCAGCGAGCCAGAGAGGUGGCAGCAUUGAUGUGAUGCCCUUAGCCGAACUGCGGAAGGCCUGUGAGGAUUUGCAGAUGCCCAGCACUGGGAGCCGCGAGGCUCUGCUGAAACGCCUGGCGAUGUAUGUGAACACGGCUGCCACGCCCUUGUCGCAGAGUCAGGGAGGAGGAGAGGAAUCCCAGGCACCCGGAGGCAAUCUGCUCACUUUGCCAGAGACCCAAGCCUGUCAUCCCUUUGAUCAAGGUGUCUCGGCUGGCGCGUCCCCGGUGCAGUCUCAGCAGGACGAAGGUGGUGACUCUAUCGAAGCCACAGAGUUUCCAGGCCUUGAGAGAGGCAAUUCUCCAGUGCCAAAAGGAUCACCGCGACCCACCUGGAGUCCACGUCGCAUGCCGCCCCCAUCAGAGGUGCCCAAGAAAGCACGCAAGGCUCCAUGCGGCAUCCAAGAUUUGAGCACCAAAACGGCGAAGGAGUUGCAGCAGAUCUGCAAGGACCGAGGUCUUUCCUGUCGUGGUGGAAAGGCUUUGCUGCUGGAGCGCCUUGUUGAAGCGGAGCAGGCGCAAGAGACCCCGACUCCUGCCAGUCCUGUUGGGCUUCCAGUGCCGCCCACGAGGUCGCCCCUGCGGCACGGAGACGCCUUCAUGGAAGCAGUUGAGGCAUCGCAAGAUUCUGCUGCUUCCGCUGCCACCACUGUGCUGACAUCUUUCGCGAAGAAUCUGGCAGCCCUGCCACUGUCGGAGCUGCGCAGCGCCUGCGAGGCCCGGGACUUGCCCAGCCACGGCACGCAGCAGCAGCUGGUGGGGCGCCUGGCGGCGCUGCUGGUGGUGCCGCCCGAUCCUGUGGGAGCCAGCCAAGCCACUGUCUAUGAAGAGGUGCCUGCUAGUAUGGAUACCUUAUCCUUGGCCGGACUUCAAGCAGCCUGCCGCGCCUGUGGUUUAUCAUCCAAUGGCAGCGCCUCAGUCCUUGCCGAACGCUUGGCAAGCCACGUGGCGGAGGAGACCCAAGAGGAUUCUGCUCCAGCGGAUGCCGCAGUACAUGAGGAUGCGGAGGAUCCCCCCGGCGUCAAGACACCGCCGCCCACGGCUUCAGUGGCCAGCCCGGUGAGGGACGCAGUCGAGAUGCAGACAGAAGCAUCACCGGCAGAUAGCAUCCCAGCAGCACAGCCAGAUAUGUCGGCCGAGGGCAGCAGCCAGGAGGCCAAAGCUGAGGCGAGCCAACAGUUGGAACCGCUGGAAGCCUUAGAAAGUCAGCUGGUGGGAGAUUUGGAUGAACCUGUUGACGAACCUGCUGAUGAACCCAUUGACACCGUGGAGCCGCCAGUGCCUACGGAGCUGCCCCGUUUGGAUGAUGGCUUUCGUGCCGGGCUGCGGCUGCUGCACACAGAUGAGCUGCGUCGUGCCUGCUUAGAUCGCGGCUUGAACUUCCAAGGGACCAAGGGCACAUUGCUGAAUCGACUGCUGGAGCAUUUUGCCCGAGCACCGCUGCCUACACCGACACAGGAGGUCAGCAGUAACUUGAAGCCACUCGAGGCAUCAGCCAAAACAUCCAAGGUGGAUCCUAAGAGUUCCCCCAAACAGCAAGUGGCUCCCGUGGUAGAAGCACCAGCUCAAGCAGCUCCAGAAGCUCCGGUGCCGCCUGAUCUCACCGUAGCUGUCGAGCCGCCAAGCAAGAAGCAGAAGCUUCAGCCCAAAGCUGUGCAGAUUCCAUCGGAGAUCCAACAGCUGCGACCCUUGCAAUCCACUGCAAAGGCACCAGUGCUGCGGACCUUGUCGUCUCGGCCCCGUACCGCCACAGCAGUGGCACCCAAUUUCACGGCAUUGUGGCGGACCAUGUGCCCCGCGCAGCAGACGGAAGCACCAAAGUCAGGUCAAGGGGUUGGCCUUUCAGUGGCAGCUCCCGGUCGCAAGCGCACCAAGCGCACUGAGCGCACACGGACUGCACGGACUGCGCCGCGCAACAAGCUGCGGGUGGGCAGUUGCCAUGGGCGAACAGUGGCAGGUGCCCCUUGUCGCAACGCUGGUCGUGCGCAUCCCGCGGGCGCGCGCUUCGCGUAUUGCGCUCGUCACAGCCAGCACUGGGCUCGAUACGAAUCGGUUGGGGUGGAAGAUUUGCCGCCAAAGCCACUGAAAGCUGUGGCACCCAGUGAUGAUCAAGAUGCCAUGGUGACUCCAAGCGAAGUGCAGCGGCCCGUCGCCACCCCAGCUCGCGCCGCUGCCAAGCGCGUCGCAGCGCAGCCUGUGAAGCCGCCGGCGAAGCCGGCGCAGGGUGCGACGGUGAAGCCAAAGGUCGCGAAGGUUAAGACGCCUUCCCCCAAAGCGAAUGCCAGGAGGAAAGAUGCGAAGGGAGAUGGGAAGGAUCAUGGCCGGGUUUCGCCCAAAAAGAGCCAGACUCAAAGAUCUCCAAAGGCGGUGACUGCCAGAAGUGCGAAGAGGUCGCAUGAGGCAUUGGAACUGCCAGGAUUGUCCAAAGUGAUGGCACUUCUGCCCAAUGUCCCCAGCAAGAGGUGCAAGCGAUGAGCUUCCCUAUGGCCUGGCGAGCGACGUGAAAAGCUGAUCCAAUCUGACGCAUGGGUUGCUCGGAUGAAUCUCACAGAUUCGCGAAGAAAGGCUUUCAGACUUUGGUGACAUGAGCUUUAUUG
This is a messenger RNA of Cladocopium goreaui, 3292 nucleotides long. The record is from the annotation of a GenBank genome assembly. NCBI's taxonomy places the organism in Eukaryota, Dinophyceae, Suessiales, Symbiodiniaceae.